AUGGAGGCUCCAUAUGAUGGCACUGAAGUAACUGUGGUAAUGGAGGAAAUUGAGGGCACUUACACUUACGCAUCACCAGUGCCAUCUAAGAAGAAAAAGAAAUACAAAAGUACUGGCGAUCAUGGAGAAAAAGCUAAAAAGCCCAGAUCUGCUUACCUCCUCUACUACUAUGACAUUUACUUGAAAGUACAGCAAGAGCUUCCCCACCUCCCUCAAUCUGAAAUCAACAAAAAGAUCAGUGAGAGCUGGAGGUUGCUCAGCGUGGCUGAAAAAAGCUAUUACUUGGAGAAAGCCAAGCUAGAGAAAGAGGGAUUGGACCCGAACUCCAAGGUGUCCACUCGAACUACAGUAGUUCCAGACAUUCCAGGUUUCCGUAAGAUUCUUCCUCGCUCAGAUUAUAUAUUUAUUCCCAAAACCACUCUUCAAGAAGACAGGAGCAGGCAGUCGCUGGAACUGUGCGUGACGCAGAGUCAGGCUGUGUCCGAAGGGUUAGCAGCUCCCCCUGACAUCACAAAUGUCUCCCGUGAUUCUGUGCAAAACAUCCUUUCGGUGGACUCGAGCCACGUUAGCCUUUCUGAGCGGUGCAUUGCCAUCGAAGGACUCACAGAAGAGACUGCUGCCUUUGGUCAGCCAGAUGCUGUGGAAGAAGUGGUUGCAUCAGAGGUUCUGUCUCACUGUGUUGCCCCCGUGACAGACAAAGUGGCUGGAGAUAUCCUCUUGGAUGAGGCUUCUUUGGAACUAGAAGGGCAAUCGUAUCAGACAGCUCGGGUAGUUAUUGAAGAGACUCUAGUUAGUGGCUCCACAGACAUCUCCAACGGGAGUAUUGCUGUGGCUCGCCCUCAGGUUCCAGAUGGUGUGUCUGUGGUGACCGUAGUGACUGGGAGGGAUACUGAAGAGAGUAACUCCUCUACACCUGCGACACAGUUUAUUAUGCUGCCUUUACCAGCUCAUUCUGUUGUGGAGAACCCAACGUCAAUUAAAUUGACAACCACCUAUACUCGCAGGGGACAUGGGAAUUGCACCAAUCCUGGCUGUUCCUUCACUUACGUCACCAGGCAUAAGCCACCAAAAUGCCCGACAUGUGGGAACUUCCUGGGAGGGAAAUGGAUCCCAAAGGAAAAGCAACCAAAAAGCAAAUCUGAGCCGAAUUCAGGCACCUCUCUUAAAACUCCAGCAGCUAAAAGAGGUCAACAGUCAGUAUUCACAGAACCAGCAGCUGUUGGUGAGAGCACCUCCAAGUCUGCCUCGGAAAGCUCAGAAGCUGUGAGCCAGCUGCUGAGCGCGGUGCCGGCUGGAGGACAAAUGCAGGAGACGGAGUGGGAGGAAGUGAUCAUCUCGGAGGCUCACAUUCUUGCCAACACCGUCCCUGCCGAAGACAGAGGGAGUGCUGUUGGAGUGAUACUGGGUCAAGAGAGCCACCGGCAAGGAGACUCUUCUUCAGAGCAGGCAGAAAAAGACAGCGUAGGGCUGGGGAUGCCACCAGCUCCUGAGGUGCCCAGUCCAAAUGCCUCUGCAAAAAAGCCAGUGGGAAUUGAUGCUGCGCACAAAGGACAAGAAGUAAAGAGUAAACCAAGACCUAAGCCCUCCUUGCUGGCUGCAGCGAGACCCAUGCGAGCCAUUCUGCCUGCACCAGCCAGCGUGGGGAGAGAAGCCAGCACUGAGCAUCCCAGCAGCAGACAGGCCUUUGCCAGUACUGAUAAGCAUUCCCCUGUGAGAACAUCUGGCUUGAAGCCCGGUACUCUGAAACAGUUGGGCCAGUCAGUCCUGCAGCCACCAAGUGCUGAGGAGCAGAAGCUCCACAGUGCUGUGACCAGCAGGGCAUCUCAGGUUAAAGUAGUGGAGGUCAAACCAGAUAUAUUCCCUUCCUACAAGUACAGCUGCACUGUAACUUUGGAUUUGGGACUGGCAACAUCACGUGGCAGAGGGAAAUGCAAGAACCCCUCUUGUAGUUACGUGUAUACAAACAGGCACAAGCCACGAAUCUGUCCAAGCUGCGGAUUCAAUCUUGCCAAAGACAGAACUGAGAAAACAGCAAAAUCCUUGGAGGUCAGUCCGGGUCAGCCUGAUGUGUUGAACACUAGUGAGCCCCUAACCCCGUCCCAGAAAGAGAUCCAGCGUCAGUCCACCCUGCAGUUGCUGCGCAAGGUAAUGCAGAUCCCAGAGAACGAAUCGGAACUGGCCGAGGUCUUCGCGCUCAUCCAUGAACUCAACAGCUCGCGGCUCAUCCUGUCCAACGUGAGUGAGGAGACAGUCACCAUAGAGCAGACCUCCUGGUCAAACUACUAUGAGUCUCCAUCUACGCAGUGCCUCCUCUGUAACAGCCCAUUGUUCAAAGGGGGACAGAAUUCCCUUGCUGGUCCUCAGGAGUGCUGGCUGCUGACAGCUAAUAGAUUACAGGUGGUUACAGCUCAGGUCAAAGUGUGCUUGAACCUGCAAUGUCUGGCCCUCCAUAGCUUCACUGAUAUUUACACAGGCCUUUUCAAUGUGGGUAACAAGUUGUUAGUGAGCCUGGAUCUUCUGUUUGCGAUCCGAAACCACAUUAAACUUGGAGAGGAUCCCAGAGUGGCUGUUGGCAAUAUUCUUGACUCUGUUCAGGAGCAAACUGCUGAAAAAAGCCUGAGCCCUGAUGAGCAGGUUCAGCUCCAGGAACUGCUUUGCAAUGGGUACUGGGCCUUUGAGUGCCUGACAGUCCGGGAUUACAAUGAUAUGAUCUGUGGAAUCUGUGGCAUAACCCCCAAAGUGGAAAUAGCCCAGAGGAAUGUGGAAAAUGUCCUGGCACUGAAAAACAUAGAGUUUACUUGGCCAGAAUUCUUGCCAUCAAGUGAAGUGAAUGUAGAAGACUUCUGGUCCACGAUGGAGACAGAGGUGAUUGAGCAGGUGGCUUUUCCUUCGAGCAUCCCCAUCACAAAGUUUGAUGCCUCCAUUGUGGCUCCUUUCUUCCCUCCACUGAUGAGAGGAGCGAUGGUGAUCAAUACUGAGAAGGACAAGAACCUGGAUGCACAGCCGGUGCCAGGUAACGGGAGUGCUUUGGUGAGGCUGCUUCAGGAUGAAAUCUUGAGGCUUGAGCAGAUAAGCUCUUACAGUAAGGAAGAGCUGCAGAACUUUCUGACACAGUGUGGCAUCCCCUGGGAGGCUUCUGAUACUGAGGACCAACUCUGCUACUCCCUCCUGGCUCUCUAUGAGUUUGUACAGAAUGGCCCAAGCACUGCACAAGCCUCUCCUCAUCACACGGGAGGGAAAAUCUACAAAGUGUGUCCACAUCAGGUUGUGUGUGGCUCAAAGUACAUAGUAAGAGGAGAAAAUGCCCGGGAUCACGUGGAUUUGUUGGUUUCCUCACGGCACUGGCCUCCAGUGUAUGUUGUUGAUGCAGCCUCUUCAGUGGCACUUUGCGCAGACGUCUGCUGUCCUGGCCUGACUUCCCAGAUGUGGGGGAAAAACCAGGGCUGCUUCUCUGACCCCAUGGAUCCUCCAACGUAUGUGUCCUGCCCUGAGCUGCUAGACCAGCAGUACAGCGUAGAUGUGACUGUGGCUGAGCACUCCCUUCAGCACCCGAUCACCAAGUCAUCGGUGCGCCGAAUUGUUCACACGGGUUCGGAGCAGAACGGCCACCGAGAUCCAACGGCUCGGCACCACUGCAUCUCCCUGUGCCGAGAGCUGGAGCCUUACGGCGCCAUCAUUGCUGCGAUCGCCGACAGCAAAACUAGCAACGUCCGCCAAAGGCCCAUCACCUUUGAGAAUGCCACACACUAUUACCUCUACAACCGCCUCAUGGAUUUCCUCACCAGCAGGGAAAUCGUGAAUCGGCAGAUCCAGGAGAUUGUGCAGAGCUGCCAGCCUGGGGAGGUGGUAAUUCGUGAUGCUCUUUACCGGCUCGGAGUGGCCCAGAUUAAAACAGAAACAGAAGAGGAUGAAGAGGGGAAGCAGGAGGGUGAUAGAGGUUGCUGA
This is a messenger RNA of Apaloderma vittatum (bar-tailed trogon), 3945 nucleotides long. It is a transcript of the gene HMGXB3, whose product is annotated as HMG box domain containing 3. NCBI's taxonomy places the organism in Eukaryota, Metazoa, Chordata, Aves, Trogoniformes, Trogonidae. The record is from RefSeq and is a predicted model, not a curated record. Bases 1 to 3945 code for a protein of 1314 amino acids. The transcript is spliced from 19 exons.